AUGAGCAGUCUACCCCAGCCCAAACGUCGUCGCCUUGACGUACCGUCCACGCUUUCCAAACCGUUUAAGCCUCCGCUCCACAACCCCAUUGCCAUCGACUCAUCACCCAAACGCGCUCCCCAAACUCCAGAGAGUCCAAAACAGAUCCUGGAUCCUUUUUGUCCUCACCGUACACCUCCCCUGUCAACCAUCUACGCCGACCUAUUCCUCGGCACUCUAGUCUCUCCAACACCAACACAAUCUCCCCUUGGAGAUCCAGAGGUAUUGGCAUUGCAGCGACAACAAAGUGUGCUACGAGGACGACUGGCUUUACUGCGUUCGGAACUUGAUACCGCAAACCAAGCCCACCGCAUUGAAUCAUCGACCCAAGACUCCGAACUGGCAGCUUUGGUCAUCAAAUGGCGACUUGUUAGCCAAAGAGCAGCCGAUGAAGUAUUCGAAGGAGCCCAGGAACGAGUGAAGCGUAUGGGUGGGAUGGCAGCUUGGAGAGAGCAAAGCAAGCGAGACACAUCUCGAUGGGAUUUCGAGAAUGAGAAUCAUGAGCACGAACACGAGGAUGAAGAUGAAGGGCAACCAAUUUACGCGGAGGAUACCGUUGAGACUCCAGACAUCGAUGGAGAAGAGGAGGAGUUUACAAUGAAGUACAUGCUGAAAAUGCUCAACAUCGACCCCAAGAUGAUCGGCUUCGAUGCGGUGGCCGGCAGGUGGAUCCGGCAGUCGGGGGAUAGCGUUACGAUCCCGGUUGCCUAUCUCAAGGAGCUCGAGAGGCGAGUGGCCGAACUAGAAGAUAUAUCUCGCAGUGCGGGCUCACAUAUUGAACUGCGCGAUGCAGGCGUCCAGACCGACUCUGAAGAGGGGUUGAUUGGAGAGGAAUACACUACUCAUACCCUUGAGGACAGAGCCCUGAUCUCAUCUUCAACACCCCAAUUAAUAUCCCGACAAUCCCCCUUUUCCCCGAUCAAUUUCGCAAAUAUUUUCAGUCAAUUCAAUGAAGAGAACCUGGACUUUUUGAGCCUCGACAAAGGACCAACAUAUCCAAUCCUCGGAGAUGAUACACCAUGGCUGACAGAACUCUACACGAAUGUCUAUUUCUCGGUGGCCCAUCGCGAAUGGCCCUUCCUCAACGAAUCCACAUGGAAAAAUUGGUAUAGGGAGGAUGGGCUGCAGGACCAAGAAGAGUGGAAGUGUUUCUUCUUGAGGAUGGUAUAUGCCAUUGGCGCAUCCCUCUGCAGCACCAUACACAGGGACCCUGCACAUCUGAGCCGGGCAAAGGAGCUAUACGCAUCUGCGAUGAAUUAUUACCCUCAUGUUGUGGGUAAUACGUCGAUGAUUCUACAGGUUCAGGCCUCUUUGCUCCUUAUUAUCUAUGCCUUUCACUGUCCUUCUUCCGAGGAGAUUGCCACAAGUGUUUCCUCCAUUAUGCCAUUCUGCAUUACUGCAAUGACAGAAAUGCGAAAGUACCUACGGGUUAAUCAGGGAGACAAGGCGCUCAGUGCCUCGGGGGAAACCUCAGUCGAGAAUAUGUUCAUCACUUGUUAUAUGUUAAAUGAAAUCGUGGCCUCUGGCUGGGAUCGACCCGUUUGUCUAGGCUUGGGGACUCGGUUCAGCCCCCCCGUCCAAACACAUCCAGCUAUAAGUCAUUUGUUCCGGCUACGAAAAAUCCAAACAAAUAUUAGACGAUCUCUGGAAAGCUCUCGCUGGCAAUUCUCCGAGGAUAAAAGCGCCUUCAGCUCUUCACUCAAAACAGCUCUAGAUCUUUGGCGGCAGGAUAUUCCGCGCUACGGCACCGACGAAGUCUCCUGCGGCUACAAUCACCCCAGCUGGAUGACAAAACUAUACGACUAUAGCAUCUUGAUAUUGAUGGAAGAGAAGAGCAGCUUCCUUGAUCAAGAUGGAACGGAAGACAUAUUCUCGGCGGUUGUCGAAGUCUGUAUCAAAUUUCGUCACUUCCAGGAGGAAGGACAGGUGAUGUGUUUUACUUGGUCUGCACUUGUUUUUCAAUUCCGGGCUGGUAUUAUGCUUCUUUAUUUAAUUUGGGCAACGAGGCCUAUAGUGGACAGUCCUAGCUUCCAACAAGGACCCCGGAGUUAUGACUCGCCUGAAGCCAUCGAAGCAUGCACUAAAAAUUUGAGAUGUUUUGGAGAUCGCUGGGAUGACGCUGUGCCAUACUCCAAGGUAUUUGAAUUCCUUCACCAGAAGGUUCUUUGGCACACUGGUGGGAAUAGCACGGGAAAUAAAACCAUCGCCUUGGAAGAAGCUGAAUCAUAUCUGCAACAGCUGAAGGAUAAGUACCUUCACCGAGCGAUACUUGGGAUGAUCGAAGAUAUAAUGUAUGGAGGAUUUGUGCGAUAUGAGGAGAUUUCAGAUGAAUAUAUGACUGAACUAGCUUGUGAAGUAUAA
Messenger RNA from Penicillium manginii, 2400 nucleotides. RefSeq names its product putative DNA repair protein Dds20/Mei5. The transcript is spliced from 6 exons. Bases 1 to 2400 code for a protein of 799 amino acids. Gene Ontology annotation, biological process: DNA recombination. Lineage: Eukaryota; Fungi; Ascomycota; Eurotiomycetes; Eurotiales; Aspergillaceae. The record is from RefSeq and is a predicted model, not a curated record.